Ambispora leptoticha is the source of this 1689-nucleotide messenger RNA. NCBI's taxonomy places the organism in Eukaryota, Fungi, Glomeromycota, Glomeromycetes, Archaeosporales, Ambisporaceae. The record is from the annotation of a GenBank genome assembly.
GUUGAAAAGCGGCUAAAUGAGGAGGAACAACGUAUAAGUAAUUAUCUUUCACCGACAACUGAACCUGGAAUUCGGAGUAUCGUCGAGGAACAAUUGAUCUCGAAACAUCUUAAAACAGUUAUUGAGAUGGAAAACUCUGGAUUGAUCCCGAUGUUAAACCAUGAAAAAAUGGAUGGUAAUUAUCAAUUCCAAUUGCUAGAGUUAAAAGGCGGCGUCGAAGGAUUAUACCUUGCACGAAUGUACAAAUUAUUUAGUCGAGUACAAAAAGGACACGAAGAAAUGAAAAGUGCCAUUAGCGCGCAUAUCCGCGAUCUUGGCAAAGCUAUUAAUGAAACUGUGACGAGUGCCACUUCAACAGAAGGAGGAAGUUCUAAUAACGCUGCUGGUGAUAGAUCAGCGGGAACAGUUAUAGCAAUACGAUGGGUACAGGAGGUUUUGGAUCUUAAAGAUAAAUUUGAUAAAGUUUUAAGUCACGCACUUAUGAACGAUAAAGCUUUUCAAACAUCAUUCAAUGAGGCCUUUGGCGAUUUUAUCAAUAAGAAUCCAAAAUCUCCCGAAUUUAUAUCAUUAUUUAUUGACGAGAAUCUAAAGAAAGGAUUAAAAGGAAAAACAGAGGAAGAGGUUGAUAAUGUUCUCGACAAAACAUUAACAUUAUUCCGCUUCAUAACAGAGAAAGAUGUAUUUGAACGUUAUUACAAACAACAUCUAGCCAGACGAUUACUAAAUCAGCGAAGUGUGAGUGACGAUGCCGAAAGAGGAAUGAUCGGAAAACUGAAGUCUGAAUGUGGAUAUCAAUUCACGACAAAGCUAGAAGGAAUGUUUAAUGAUAUGAGAAUUUCCAAUGAUACUAUGGUUGACUUUAGAGAGUUCUUAGAUAAACCAGACAUGGAACGUCCUAGAAUGGACCUCAAUGUCACUGUUCUCACUUCCACUUUCUGGCCAAUGAAUUUAGCGGCUAGUCCACGAUGUAACUUCCCUGCUGAAAUCACCAGAGCAUGCGAAACUUUCCAAAGAUUCUAUCUAGGCCGACAUAGUGGACGUAGACUCACAUGGCAAGCACAAAUGGGGAAUGCUGAUCUUCGUGCCACAUUUAAAACUCGAAAACAUGAUAUUAAUGUGUCCACAUGUGCAAUGGUGAUUCUACUUAUGUUCAAUAAUUUGCCGGAUGGGCAAAACCUUUCUUAUGAGCAAAUAAAAGGCGAAACUGAUAUCCCAGAGGCAGAAUUAAAGCGUAACCUGCAGUCACUUGCCUGCGCAAAAUAUAAAAUACUCGUCAAAGAACCAAAAUCAAAAGAAAUCAACUCGGACGAUAAGUUCUUCUUUAAUAAAGACUUUUCCGCGCCUCUACAGCGUAUUAAGAUUCAAACUGUUGCCAAUAAAAUGGAAACAGAGGGAGAACGUAAAGAUACGCGGGAAAAAGUUGAAGAAGCUAGAAAACAUCAAACGGAAGCUGCCAUUGUUAGAAUUAUGAAAGAUAGAAAGACGAUGGAGCAUAAUAAUUUGAUUACUGAGGUGGUACGACAGUUACAGCCAAGGUUUGUGCCCAAUCCUGCUAUGAUUAAGAAACGUAUCGAGGCACUAAUUGAUCGAGAGUAUCUGGAGAGAGCACCGGGUGAUAGGUUAGAAUUCUCUUAUUUCUUUUGUGAAAUUUUGAAUUCCGAUUUUCUAGCUGAUAAUCUUUGUUUUUGA